Sinocyclocheilus anshuiensis is the source of this 1201-nucleotide messenger RNA. It is a transcript of the gene spmap2l, whose product is annotated as sperm microtubule associated protein 2 like. The record is from RefSeq and is a predicted model, not a curated record. The transcript is spliced from 8 exons. Bases 1 to 750 code for a protein of 249 amino acids. NCBI's taxonomy places the organism in Eukaryota, Metazoa, Chordata, Actinopteri, Cypriniformes, Cyprinidae.
AUGGACUCGGAGUCUGAAUUAAAGUCAUUCCAUCUGGAUAGGAUUUCAUUUCUAGCUCAACCAAAGGAGUCCAAGACAGUUUGGGCCACAACACCUUGGAUACUGACAUGGGGAAACCAGGAAUCGAUACGGCCGCUGUCCCGCUCAGCACUGCAAGCCAACCCGAGCCCCAGAAUAAAGGCACUGGCCCAGCCUAAGAGAGACUUCUCCCUCCAGAUUCAGCUCAGGAAAGAGGAAGAGGAGGAGGAGGAGAGGAGAAGGAUGAAGAUAUCCCGCCCUUCCUCUCAUGCAGUGCAGUACGAGAGCAUUGUCCAUCUAGCGACUCCCAAAACCCGAGGAAGAAGCCCCCAGGAAGUGAAUUAUGCACACUCAUUUUUGUGUGAGCAUGACUGUCCCAUCUGGCACGUGAGUCCCAGUGUAAGGAACGUGGCCGUCUCACCUCGAAUCCUCCAGCUGGCCGACCCCAAAACUAACCACCCCAACUUCACCAGCAACAGACAGAAUGUGCAGACAUUCAUCUCAUAUGCAGCUCAAACAGCCAAGAUGACGUCCAGACUCGAGCAGCUCUCACUGCCCAAACUAAGAGAGAACAGACACUUCUACAACCCCGGACGACCAGAGAGUCCAAUCCGAACUGUGUCUAGGGGAGCAAGAAACGCCACGGCGAGUGCUCGGAUCCAAGCUUUAUCCACUCCUAAAGCCCUCUCUAAAGAUUACAUCCCACCCAGAGAACCAACAUGGCAGCCCUGAGAAAACAAGACAGACCACAAAGCUGUGGUUUCCAGCACAUUCAUCAUGUGCAGUUAUUGUAUUUUGUCACUUUCUCACCGCCUUCCUUCUCCUAUCAGGAGCUUGUUGAUCGGUUGAACUCUCAUUGCUUUCGCUCUGGUGUUCUAAUCACGGUCUCAGAUUUUGACUGUGGACUACUUUUGACUGAAAUUUAAGUAGCACAUUAUUCUUAGCCUGCUGCCAAACCCGCCUGGCUCCUCAAACAGGACUCUGUGUUUUGUGCCUAUAGUGUUUCCAGAUUGUCUCUCGGUCUAGACGCUGCUUUCAGUCAGAAAGCGCUGCAAGGGAAUCUAUGAUUAUCAACAUCUGGUUUGAGCAUCGGUGUAAGUUUUCUUGCCUGGACUUUCACUCUACACAUUCAAUUAGAUUCAAGGUAUUUCAGUAGUUACAUUGUAUAUUGUAUUUACUGUUU